Molecule: messenger RNA, 2412 nt
Organism: Fragaria vesca subsp. vesca
Lineage: Eukaryota; Viridiplantae; Streptophyta; Magnoliopsida; Rosales; Rosaceae
Product: UTP--glucose-1-phosphate uridylyltransferase-like
Exons: 20
Coding region: 1-1875 (624 amino acids)
Biological process (GO): UDP-alpha-D-glucose metabolic process; glycogen metabolic process; translation
Cellular component (GO): ribosome; cytoplasm
Molecular function (GO): structural constituent of ribosome; UTP:glucose-1-phosphate uridylyltransferase activity
Source: RefSeq, a predicted model, not a curated record
AUGACGCUCCACUCCAUAGUGAUACAGAAGCUCCUGAGCACCAACGCCCACUUAGGGCGGCGCGUGGCCGCCCACCACUUCAAGCAGUUCACCUACGGCCACCGCAACAACAUGGCCAUCAUCGACUCGGACCGCACUCUCAUCUGCCUCCGUAACGCCGCCCAGUUCAUCGCCGCCAUGGCCCACAGCAACGCCCGCUUCAUGUUCGUCAACACCAACUCCCUCUGGGACGAAAUUGUCGAGCAGAUGACCAAGAAGAUCGGCUGCUACUCUCCGGCCAUGAACAUCCUCUGGCGCACCGGCGGCUUCCUCACCAACAGCCACAGCCCUAAGAAGUUCCGCUCCCGCCGUAAGAAGAUCGUCUUCGGUCCCACUCAGCCGCCGGACUGCCUCGUCGUCUUCGAUUCCGACCGGAAAUCGUCGGCGAUUCUCGAGGCGCAUAGGCUGCAGAUUCCGAUUGUGUCCCUCGUCGACUCCGAUAUGCCGAUUGAGUACUUCAACAAGAUCACCUAUCCGAUUCCGUGCAACAAUUCGUCGGCCAAGUUCGUGUAUCUGUUCUGUAAUUUGAUCACCAAGACGUUCUUGCUUCAGCAGAAGCAGCGCGGCCACGUUUCGGCGGAGAUUGACACCAGUGAGCAAGUCGGGGCUAUAGAGGAGGCUAAGAAGGAUGAGCUGCUUGUGGUUCCUUACGAGUUCUUACACAUUUCUACUGAUGUUGAGAAAAUUGAGGAGAUGCUGGACAAGCUUGUUGUCAUCAAGUUCAACGGAGCUUCGGGUACAAGUAUGGGAGUCAGUGGCCCCAAGUCGACUAUGGAGAUUCUUAAUGGGUUGACAUCUCUUGACUUAAUUGUUAAUCAAAUUGAGUCUCUCAAUUCUAAGUAUCACUGCAGUGUUCCUUUGGUCGUUGUGAACACAAAUAGCACCCAUGAAGAUACGCUGAAGGUCUUGGAGAAAUAUUCGAGUUCGGACAUUAAUAUUCAAUCUAUUAAACAGACCCAACAUUCACAGCUCAAGUCACAGGGAGGACAGAGUGGUGAGGAUGAACUGUAUCCCUCUGACCACGGAGCAGUAUUGCUUUCGCUAUUGAAAAAUGGAACCCUUGAUGUCCUAUUAUCGAAGGGGAAGGAGUAUGUCCUUUUGGUUGACUCAGAUAAUGUGGCUGCUAAAAUUGACCCUAAAAUUUUAGACCAUCUGGUUGAGAACAAGAUUGACUAUUGUAUGGAGGUCACACCUACCUCCUCAUAUGAUUCAGAUUUGAUUGGUUCACGCCUACAGAAGUUUGAGCUUGCAGAAAUAGCUCAGAAUUCUGUCAAAGAUUCAAUGGAGAGGUUCAAACUUGUCGAUACUGGGAGCUUGUGGGUGAAUGUUAGAGCCAUUAAAAAACUCUUGGAUACAGAUGAACUAAGGAUUGAAGAUAUAUCCGUUUCGAAGGAAACAGAGUCUGAUCAAGUUCUUUUGCAAGAAACAGCAGUUGGUUCAGCAAUACGGUUCUUUAAAAAUGCUAUUGGUGUCAGCGUUCCUAAUUCUCAAUUUCUUUCAAUGAAAAAAACAUCAGAUCUGCUUCUGCUGAAGUCAAAUCUAUAUACAUAUGAUGAAGGGGUUGUAGUUCGGAAUAUAGCUAGAACUAACCCGGCAAAUCCUGUGAUCGAAUUAGGGCCUGAAUUUGAAAAGGUGAGUGAUCUUCUAAGUCGCUUUAAGUCCAUGCCCGACAUUAUUGACCUGGAUAGCUUGAAUGUCACUGGUGAUGUUUGGUUUGGAGCUGGUAUAACUCUCAAGGGGAAAGUGGCUAUCCAUGCAAAACCUGGAAUGAAAUUGGAAAUUCCGGAUGGAGUAGUAUUAGAGAAUGAGGACAUCAAGGACCCUUCAGACUUAUGACCAUGAUAUUAAGUAGCUUGGAGAACGUUCACAAAAUCACCAAGUGAAUUAAGUAGUGUCUUCCUCUAGAGCCAUUGUAGUAGAUUUGCCACAGCUACAGCUGCCAUUAACAGUUUUCCAUUUAUGGUGCACUUUUUUCGUCGAGAUAGUGUAUGGAGAGAUGGAGAGGAGCUGCCCGCUUGCAGGUCCUAUUUUCAUAGAGAGGCUCAAGACCAAAACAAUCAUGUUGUGUUUUGUUCUUUGAAGAUCAAUCAAGUACCAAUUGAUUCCUUGAUUGUCAUUUAAUUUUGAUCAUGGUGUGCAACAAAGAGCGUGGCCACAGUCUAUAUGGGGAUUUCACUUGCUUUGCUAGAUUGAUCGAUGCAUUUUUCCUUUAGUCCCCACUCCAAAUUGUAAUCUAUAUUUCUUGUAGUUGAAUAAAGAGCAGUUUUUCACUUCAUUGGGGAGUUAUUUUGUUUCAAAACAGCCUCUUGUGUUUGUAAGAACAUAGGUGGACUAUUAGAAACUGGAAUCAAAUUGCUCCCAUCUUUUUCCUCC